AUGACUAGAAAAAACACAGGAACUUGGUAUAUCUUAUUUAUUUUGACAGCGUCCUGUUUGUUACUACGAGAGCUCAGGCCAGUGGCGUGCUACGACCUGAUAUCCGGACCGCUAGCUCCAUGUACGGAGCGCUUCUGCCAGCCCCCAGCUUGUCGCUGCCCGAGUCCUAACCCGCCAAAUAAUUUAAACCCCAGCGCUGUGCCUCAGAUGGUCAUAGUUUCAUUUGAUCUCGCCGUUACCGCGUACGUUGCCAGCUUCUUCGAACAAUUAUUCCCCAUCGACAUUAUCAAUCCCAACGGAUGCCCCAUCGCAGCUACAUUUUUCGUACCGGAUCAGGAAAGGACGGAUUACAACGCUGUCCGGCAGCUAUACGCGCGGGGCCACGAGAUCGCAAGUAACAGCCAGAGCAGACGACAACCUCCUCUGUGGUGGAACAGCGCCUCCUACUUGGACUACGUUUACGAAAUCUACGGACAGAGAAUCAACUUGGAAACAGGAACAGAUAUACCCGAGGGUAAAAUAACCGGUAUGAGAGUGCCAUAUUUGCAGCCGGGAGGAAAUAACAUGUACAGAAUGCUGCGAGACUAUAAUUUCACCUACGAUUCCUCCAUGGUAACGGGACCGACGUCGGCACACAAUUACGCAGUUUUCCCACCUUUCUAUCCAUUCACAUUAGAUAUCCCGCCAAAUAAUACACUCUGUGAUAUCUACCCUUCAAACUGCCCAAACGCAUCUUACCCAGGACUUUGGGAAAUUCCAAUUAAUCGAAUGUACGGCACAGACGGUCAAGGGUGCGCCAUGAUGGACGAUUGCAAAGUGACCACCUCAGACGAUACUUUCAAUGUCUUGCUGGCUCAGUUUUUCUCGGAAUAUUACAACAGAAAGCGCGCUCCAUACGGGCUUUAUUUCCAAGGAAAGUGGCUGGAAAAUAACCAAGCUUUUGAUGGACUAAAGCGUUUUAUUCGAUACAUUAACAAAAUGGAUGACGUUUUCUUUGUCACUAGUAGCCAGGUUAUUGAAUGGAUGAAACAACCGACGCCUCUGUCACAAAUUAACAGCUUUGCGCCAUGGCGGAGUAAUAGUGGUCUCUGUGGAGAAAAGAAGUAA
This is a messenger RNA of Lingula anatina, 1107 nucleotides long. Its product is annotated as chitin deacetylase 1. Lineage: Eukaryota; Metazoa; Brachiopoda; Lingulata; Lingulida; Lingulidae. Gene Ontology annotation, biological process: carbohydrate metabolic process. The record is from RefSeq and is a predicted model, not a curated record.